AUGGGCACGCACGCAGCACCGAUCGACCUCUCGUACAUGGACGACGACAGUCUUCUCGACGAGUACGACGACGACGAGGCCAAGCCCGCGCCAAAAGGCCAUGCGUCCAAGCCAACCGACGCGAACGACCUCGACGACGACGACGACGCCGACGACGAUGAGAUGUGCUCGAUCUGCUUGGACGCGGUGACGCUCGAGGCGCAGGGCCACCUCCUCAAAUGCGUGCACUGCUUCCACUUUGAGUGCAUCUUCAGAUGGGCCAAGGUCACAAACCUCUGCCCCAUGUGCAAGACGCGCUUUACGAGCAUCGUGCAAAAGAACGUCCAUGGCGUCAUCACGAAGCGGACGCCGAUCAAGCACGCCAAGCAGGUGCACGACGACGACUCGAGCGCCGACCUCGCGCACGCGAGCAAUCUUCUCAACGAGUUUGCAUGCAUGCUCUGCGGCAACGGCGACAGCGAAGAGACGCUCUUGCUCUGCGACGCAGACAACUGCGAGGCCGCGUGCCACACGUUGUGCUUGGGCCUUCCCGGCGUCCCGGCCCAGAGCUGGUUCUGCCCCGAGCACGAGCACCGGCGGUCGUCGGCGCGCCGGCAGGCCACGACGCUCGCGUCAUUGCGCGCGUCGCGCAGCGGUCGCACCCGCCGAUCGGUGCCACUGCGCCGACGGACGCCGUUAGAAACCCGCCUCGGCGUGCGUCGUGGCCAGCGUGUGCCACUGCCGUUUGAGCGCGAAGUGUCGCAAUACUACUCAUCCGAGCCCGCGUACCACCCGCGGUCGGUCGCGUCGACCGAGAUGCGUCGCAUGCAGGAGGAGGCUGCGCGCAUCCUCGAGCGCACGCCUGCGACCGCGGCACUCAAGCGCAAGCGCGAGGCGGACGCCAUGUGGGCGGAGAGCGCGCGGGCGCGGCAGAUGAUGACGCUCACGCCGCAUGCGACGCCCGUUGUGCGCGAUUUGCCGCCAGCUGCGGCGGCCGCGCCGGCCCCAAGAGCGUCGUUCCGGUCCCAGUUUGUAGCGCUGCGCGACGCGAUGCGGCUGGCCGAGGCCAAAGACGCGUCGACGGCCGUCUACAAUGUACCCGCGGCCGCCAAACUGCGGCUCUUGCCGCAGGUCAAAUCGUUCUUUGAGGCGCUCAACCCCGCGCAGCAGCGCCAAGUGCUCGAGUGGCAGGUGCUUCCGAUGCUGAAGGCGUGGUUGUCGCCGUAUGGGCCGGGCCGACCGCAGCACCAGCUCGUCAUGGACGGGCUCCUCACGCUCCUGGCCAAGCUGCCCAUAUCCAAGGAGCAUCUCAAGCAGAGUGACGGACUCGGCCACUUGGUGCUACAGCUCACAAAAGACCCAGGCCCGUGCCAAGCGACGGCGCGCAUCGUCUUGGACAAAUGGAAGCAACUGGUGGCCAAGCCGGCCGCGGUAACGUCGACAGUCGCGCGCCGCCCGCCCCCGCCCAUGCUUGCGCUGCCCGUGAUCACGCCCAUGGUACCGUCCUCGACGACUAAAAAGUCGCCGUCCGCAGCGCUCAAGACGCUGCCGUACUGCGAUGUCAUCGUGCAGUUUGUCAAGCAGCUCGUGUACCCCCGGCUGCGCGACGGACGCUUGGCGCGCGAUCGGUUCACGGCGAUCGUCAAGGAAACCUCCAACGCGUUCGCGGCCGAAGUGCCGCACCUCUCGGCGCCCGUGGUAGACGCCGGCACCCUCACGCCUUUUGCCCAGCGCCGGCUCACGCAGCUCGUCGAGCGCGCCUUGCUCUGAAAGCAGCAGGACAGUAUGUAUCUAAUAUUGUCGCCACAGCAAGACCCGCUUCUCGUACUAAGUUAACGCCCACCUUGGAGAUGCGUGCCGUUUGUGUUCCCGCCGAAAGCGU
Messenger RNA from Saprolegnia parasitica CBS 223.65, 1861 nucleotides. RefSeq lists its product as hypothetical. The coding region runs from base 1 to 1749 and encodes 582 amino acids. Lineage: Eukaryota; Oomycota; Saprolegniomycetes; Saprolegniales; Saprolegniaceae. The transcript has 3 exons. The record is from RefSeq and is a predicted model, not a curated record.